UGCCAUAUUUGAGCCAUGUAUAAAACGGCCAGCAUUCUUAUCGCAAAGACAUACGAGCAUCUUGGCGGAGAAAAGAUCCCACUUUCAAUGAUGAAGAACCUUCUGAGCAUCACUAUUUUGGCUGCCGUGGUGUGCCUGGCUGUCACUGCGCCUGCAGCAAAGAAGGACGCGCCAGCCACUGCCGACGCUGGCAAGGAAGAGAAGAUCGAGGGACGAGGUGGUCUCUUUGGCGGCGGUCCUCUUGGUUACGCUGGAGGCUUCCCAGGCCAUCUUGGCGGUGCUGCCUACGGCCAACAGGCGGGCGGCUACCAAGGAGGAUUCGCCGGUGGCGCCCAGGGCUUCAACCAGGGCUCGGCUGGCUUUGCCGGUGGCAACUCGUUCAGGAACGUGCAGGGCUACAACAACCAGAUGGGCUACAGCUCCAGCACAGGCUUCUCCAAGACUGACUCGAACCGCUACGGAACCGGUUACGGCCAGCAUUCCGGCGGCUUCGCCGGUGGCGCCGCGGGUCACCAGGGUAGUUUUGGACAGUCUGGCUUCGGACAAGUCGGUGGAAUUGGCCAUUUUUAGAGAAGACGCAAGAUCAAGUCACAGUGAUCACGACUAAAUCCGUGUUCAAGAUGUAAAAAACAAUUUUGUACAAAUUUGUUAAUAAAUUAUUUUUAUUUUGUUCAGAA
This is a messenger RNA of Rhipicephalus microplus (southern cattle tick), 677 nucleotides long. RefSeq lists its product as uncharacterized. Lineage: Eukaryota; Metazoa; Arthropoda; Arachnida; Ixodida; Ixodidae. The record is from RefSeq and is a predicted model, not a curated record.